Messenger RNA from Entamoeba nuttalli P19, 1656 nucleotides. RefSeq names its product glutamine--tRNA ligase. The record is from RefSeq and is a predicted model, not a curated record. The transcript has a single exon. Gene Ontology annotation, cellular component: methionyl glutamyl tRNA synthetase complex; cytoplasm; cytosol. Gene Ontology annotation, molecular function: glutamate-tRNA ligase activity; ATP binding. NCBI's taxonomy places the organism in Eukaryota, Evosea, Mastigamoebida, Endamoebidae. Gene Ontology annotation, biological process: glutamyl-tRNA aminoacylation; translation. Bases 1 to 1656 code for a protein of 551 amino acids.
AUGUCUAGUGCAGUUGAACCAAAACAAAAAUCACUUGUAGGAGCUAAAGGAAAACUCUUAUUGAAAGGAUAUAAACCAGGUAUGAAAGUUUGUACCCGUUUCCCACCAGAACCAUCAGGAUAUCUUCAUAUUGGUCAUAUGAAAGCUGCUAUGUUAAAUGAAUAUUAUGCACAUAGUAAUGGAGGAGAAUUAAUUCUUAGAUUUGAUGAUACUAAUCCACUUAAAGAAAGUGCAGAAUUUGUUGAUAAUAUUAUUAAAGACUUAGCUACAAUUGGAAUUGUUGCUGAUAAAAUUUCAUAUACAUCAAAUUAUUUUGGACUUUUAAUGGAAUAUGGAGAUAAAAUUAUUCAAAUGGGAAAAGCUUAUAUUGAUGAUAUUGAUCCAGAAGAAAUGCAUAAAGGAAGAAUGGAAGGAAUUGAAUCACCAAAUAGAAAUAAUACUCUUGAAAAGAAUAUGAAAAUGUGGGAAGAAAUGAAGAAUGGAACUGAAUAUGGUAAGAAAUGUGUUAUGAGAGCUAAAAUUGAUAUGAAACAUAAAAAUAAAGCAUUAAGAGAUCCAUCAUUAUGGAGAUGUAUUGAUGCCCCACAUUAUAGAACAGGAACACAAUUUAAAUGUUAUCCAUUAUAUGAUUUUGGAGUUUCUAUUAUUGAUUCUAUUGAAGGAGUUACACAUGCACUUAGAUCACAAGAAUAUUCAGAUAGAGCACCAUUAUAUGAUUGGGUUGUUGAUACAUUUGGAAUGAGAAAACCAAUUAUUGAAGUUUUCUCUAGAAUGAACUUCUCAUAUGUACUUCUUUCUAAAAGAAAUCUUAAUACAUUUGUUAAGAAAGGACUUGUUGAUGGAUGGUAUGAUCCAAGAUUCCCAACUAUUCAAGGACUUAUUAGAAGAGGACUUACUCUUGAAGCUAUGAAAGAGUUUUGUCUUGCACAAGGAUCAUCUAAAAAUAUUAACUUGAUGGAAAUGGAAAAGAUUUGGUCUGUUAAUAAGAAAGUUAUUGAUCCAAUUGUACCAAGAUAUAAUGCAGUAUUAAAAGAAGGUGUUUGUACUGUUAAUGUUACUGAUGCAGUAGAAGAAGAUAAAGAAGUUCUUCUUCAUAAAAAGAAUGAGUCUCUUGGAAAGAAAACAGUACAUUUCACAAAAGAAGUACUUCUUGAUGGAGCAGAUGCUAAAGAAAUUGCAAAUGGAGAAGAAGUUACUUUUAUGGAUUGGGGAAAUAUUGUUAUUGAUAAAAUUGAAGGUUCUAAAGCUGAAGCACAUACUCAUCUUGAAGGUGAUUUCAAAUUAACUAAAAAGAAACUUACAUGGAUUUCUUCAAAAGAUCCAGUUAAUUUAGAAUUAAGAGAAUAUGAUUAUCUUAUUACUGUACCAAAAAUUGAAGAAGGAAUGGUACUUGAUGAUUAUAUUAAUCCAAAAUCAAUUGAAAUUUUUGAAGCACUUGGAGAAUCUGCUAUGAAAGGAUUAAAAGAAGGAGAUAAAAUCCAAAUUCAAAGAAAAGGAUAUUACAGAUGUGAUAAAGCCUUUGAUGGUAAUAAGAUUGUUCUUAUUAAGAUUCCAGAUGGAAGUGAAAAAGGUCCAAAAGUUAAAGCUGAAAUUGAAGUAAAAGAGAAGAAGCAAAAGAAACAACCAAAAAAGGUUGAACAAAAUGAGAAACACUAA